CUAACAUCAUCACUCCUUCGCCUGCCGCAGUCAGCUGCGGACGGAGAGGAAGAAGAGGAGAAGGAAAAACACCACGACGAAGACAGUGUUCCGGGAGCAAGACACAUCGCAAGUUCUGUACAUGACAUCGCCUGAACAUGACAGGAAAUAAAUCCUUCUUCAAGAUAGCUGCAGGGGAGUGGAUGCCCUUUGGAGCGCCAAGACUACAGCUAGACGGGACCUACAAGCUGGUGGGGCCCCUGAGCAACCUGCUGGAGGUACUCGCCCGCUAUAUGGACUUUGAGUAUGUGGUAGUGCCCCCGCCUGACGGUGUGUGGGGCGUCAAGUUACUCAAUGACACCUGGACAGGAAUGAUGGGCCAAAUCCACAAACAGGAGGUGGAUUUCGCCCUGGGUCCCUUCAUUAUAACUAGCCAGAGGGCGACCGUCUGUGAUUUUGUACCUCUUAGUCACGAGAACUGGGCCAUCCUCACCCCUCGACCUGGAUUACAGAGCGACGUUACAGGUGUAGUCAAGCCAUUCACCACACAAGUGUGGUUACUGAUGUUGGCCAGCCUCUUGAGUGUGGGCAUGGCCAUGACCUGUGUGGUAAGGGCUGAGGAUAACAUCUUCGGGAUCCUCACCAACAAUAUCCUCCCCAAGUCUCUUAUGUGGGUCAUCCAGACACUCUCCCAAGAGAGUUCUGAGUGGCUGCCUACAGAAGGACGGAGGCCGCCUCAUAGUGACCACGUGGCUCCUGGCCUCCUUGGUGUUCAUGACCUCCUACGGUGGCAUCCUGACAGCCAUGUUGACGUGCCUCGGGUCACCAUCCCAUAG
Molecule: messenger RNA, 815 nt
Organism: Homarus americanus (American lobster)
Lineage: Eukaryota; Metazoa; Arthropoda; Malacostraca; Decapoda; Nephropidae
Product: glutamate receptor ionotropic, kainate 4-like
Exons: 7
Coding region: 138-815 (225 amino acids)
Cellular component (GO): membrane
Molecular function (GO): glutamate-gated receptor activity
Source: RefSeq, a predicted model, not a curated record